Molecule: messenger RNA, 2022 nt
Organism: Medicago truncatula (barrel medic)
Lineage: Eukaryota; Viridiplantae; Streptophyta; Magnoliopsida; Fabales; Fabaceae
Product: polyol transporter 5
Exons: 3
Coding region: 71-1618 (515 amino acids)
Biological process (GO): transmembrane transport
Cellular component (GO): membrane
Molecular function (GO): carbohydrate transmembrane transporter activity
Source: RefSeq, a predicted model, not a curated record
UGAUGCGUUGUGUCAUAUAAAUUUCCUAUAAACCAUUUUGAUUUUCUGCAUUUUUUCAAUUCAUUCAUAUAUGCAAGAAAACAAUUCUGCUAUGGAUGAAUUGAAUAAGCAGCAGAAUUAUUCUUAUUCUUAUCAUCCUCUACCUUGUUCAGAUUCCAAUGUUGAUCAAAUUAAUAAUGAACAUAACAUAUCAGCAGAAGAAGAUUGUCACAAAAACAAGGUUUAUCAUCUCAAUAAAUAUGCACUUGCUGGUGCUAUUUUGGCUUCCACAAAUUCAAUUCUCUUAGGCUAUGAUAUUGGUGUGAUGAGUGGUGCUGUUAUAUACAUAAGAAAAGAUUUGAAAAUAUCAUCAGUUCAAGUUGAAAUUCUAGUAGGAUGUUUGAAUGUUUGUUCAUUGAUUGGAUCAUUGGUAUCAGGGAAAAUUUCUGAUAUGAUUGGAAGAAGAUAUACAAUAAUGAUUGCAGCAUUAACAUUUUUAAUAGGUGCAUUAUUAAUGGGAUUAGCACCAUCAUUUACAUUCUUAAUGUUUGGUCGUGUAAUAGCUGGCAUUGGUGUUGGUUUUUCUCUUAUGAUUUCACCUGUUUAUGUUGCUGAACUUUCACCUGAUCUUACAAGAGGAUUCUUAACUUCACUUCCUGAAGUUUUCAUAAGUUUUGGUAUUUUACUUGGUUAUGUAUCAAAUUAUGCUCUUUCUUCUCUUCCUAUUGGUUUGAAUUGGAGAAUCAUGCUUGGUAUUGCUGCAUUACCUGCAAUUCUUGUUGCACUUGGUGUUUUAGCUAUGCCUGAAUCUCCUAGAUGGCUUGUAAUGAAAGGUAAACUUGAAGAAGCGAAACAAGUUUUGAUUAGAACAUCGUCGAAUAAAGGUGAAGCUGAAUUUAGACUUUCAGAAAUUUCACAAGCUGCUACAAAUUCUAGUACUUCUUCUAGGCAUGGACAAGGGGUAUGGAAAGAAUUGCUAAUUACACCGACACGUCCUGUACUAAGGAUUCUUAUAGCAGCAGUUGGUAUUAAUUUUUUCAUGCAAGCGUCUGGAAAUGAUGCUGUUAUAUAUUACAGUCCUGAAGUGUUUAGAGAAGCUGGAGUUAAAGGUGAGAAGCAACUUUUUGGUGUCACAAUCAUUAUGGGAAUAGCAAAGACAUGUUUUGUUCUAUUUUCAGCAUUGGUAUUAGACAGAUUUGGAAGAAGGCCCAUGUUGUUGUUGGGCUCAUCAGGUAUGGCAGUGUCCUUAUUUGGGCUUGGAAUGGGAUGUACUUUACUUCACAAUUCAGAUGAAAAGCCCAUGUGGGCUAUUGCUUUGUGUGUGGUUGCUGUUUGUGCUGCUGUUUCAUUUUUUUCUAUUGGGCUUGGGCCUACAACAUGGGUCUAUUCAUCAGAAAUUUUUCCUAUGAGGUUAAGGGCACAAGGGACAAGUUUGGCAAUUUCUGUUAACCGUUUGAUUAGUGGUGUAGUGUCUAUGUCUUUUCUUAGUAUCUCAGAGGAAAUCACUUUUGGAGGCAUGUUUUUUGUGCUUGCUGGUGUAAUGGUUUUAGCUACACUUUUCUUUUAUUAUUUUUUACCAGAAACUAAAGGUAAAAGCUUAGAGGAGAUUGAAGCUUUGUUUGAAGAGGAGUUAAGUUGAAAUCUCGAAACAAAAUUCCCUAGAAUUGCCAACAUUCUUAUUUUGAAAUCUGCAUCGUCUGAUCUCGAUUCAACAGUCACUUUUUCGGUGACUAUGUGAAUGUGAAAUUUUGGCUACCGAGGGAAUACCGAUUCUUGAAUUUCAUAGUAAGCUUAAGAAUGGUAGAAUUAGUUUUAUUGCUGUGAAAGGAAUAGACAUGUAAAUGCAAUUUUUGAUUUUUUAAGUUUGAUACAUUGUUUUGGCUGCUAAGGCAAGAAAUUGGAUUGGUUUGAUACAUUGGACCACAUGGAUUGCUUGGAAUUUGGUGCUUCCAUAUUUCAAUACAUGAAUUUUUCCUUGUGAGUGUGUAUAUACAAUAAAGUCUUUAUAAUUUAUGUUUCUGAUGCAAGUGGAUUCUUAUUUCA